CAAAGCUAGACCUCUGUCAUUGAGACAAAAGUAAUGGGAAUAUGGCAAGCAGGAAUUGCAAGAUUACUUCUCCUUCAACUCUUAAUAGCAAGUGCAUUUGCAGCAGAUCUUGAAAACCCAGACUCUGAAAAACCACCAACAAACAUACCAAAAAACUCAACAAACCAAUUCAUACCAUUGAAUUCAACAAUCAAUUCCCUACCAGGAUGGUCAUAUCAAGGCACUGUACAGUAUAUCAUUUCCUCAGGUCAGGAAGGAAAUUCAAUAUAUUUAGGCCAAAAUGGAAAAAUUAGUCAAACAUUUAAAGCAGUCGAAGAACAUGAUCAGAAUUAUGAUUAUUUACUUACUAUUAAUCUGUUCCGAAUAGAUCAGUUAUUGUCUCAUUCGACAAGAAAUUUGGGAAUUCAAGUAGUUGGCAGACUCAUGCAUGCUAUUUGGGUGUUUAUGGAAAUAAAGAGUUGAUUAAUCUUACUCUUGAAAAUCAAAGUACUAACACCACUAAAUGUGGUGGGGUUUUGGAUUCAUUCAUUCUCAGGCUAAUUCCGAAUCCCGCAAACUACGGUAUGUACAGAAUAAACUUCCUCAUUUUUUUAACAUUAGACAAAUAAGUUGAGGUAUAGGUCUACGGUAUAUGCUGGUUUAAUCUCCACAGACACCGACGGCGUAAUCAAAGAUGGGCCACUACUCAAAGAAAAGAAAAACCUGGUGCUAAAUGGCGGGUUCGGAGUCGGGCCAGCGUUUCCCAACAACAGUUCAUAAUUACACAAUAUUAAUUGGUUCCUUCGAAGUGGGUGUUCAAGCAGGAUCAACAGUUCAUAAUUACACAAUACAAAGAACUCCAGGGAUUUUGUGGAGCGCUAUUUUAUUCACAAUCAAAGCAGAUUCAAGUGUCACUCCUAUUAGUAUACGAAGUAUCAGAACAACCAAAACUAAGGAUCAAGUUUUCUGCGGUCCUAUUAUUGAUAACGUUGUUCUUGUUGCUGAUAACGUUGUUCCUGUUGAUUCAUAUGGCUUGAAAUUGCAAGUAAGUGUUGUGUUUGUUGGUAUUG
Molecule: messenger RNA, 1049 nt
Organism: Papaver somniferum (opium poppy)
Lineage: Eukaryota; Viridiplantae; Streptophyta; Magnoliopsida; Ranunculales; Papaveraceae
Exons: 2
Coding region: 34-462 (142 amino acids)
Source: RefSeq, a predicted model, not a curated record